Molecule: messenger RNA, 1582 nt
Organism: Xyrauchen texanus (razorback sucker)
Lineage: Eukaryota; Metazoa; Chordata; Actinopteri; Cypriniformes; Catostomidae
Product: mitochondrial fission factor homolog A-like
Exons: 7
Coding region: 277-1140 (287 amino acids)
Biological process (GO): positive regulation of mitochondrial fission
Cellular component (GO): mitochondrial outer membrane; peroxisome
Source: RefSeq, a predicted model, not a curated record
AUGCAAACCGGAAGUGGAUUCGUCUAGCGAUUGCUAGUAGAUAAACAUUAUUAAUAUAAAGAAAUCACAUAGUCCUAUUAAUUAUUUAUCAAUACGUAUAUGUGCACAGCAUCAUACUAAUAAAUACAUUUGUCUAUGAUCACCUGCAAACAUAAAAUAGUUGUCAGCAAGCAGAGCGCAUCAUUUUCUGUCACCAAAGGGACUAACCGUGGUUAAAUGAAAACAUUUAUACUCUGAGGCAGACAGCGAAAGCAAACGGUGCUUGUCUACAGGUGAAUGAGUGAGGCUGACUUCUUCCCCUCUGCUGAUAUGGCAGAGAUAAACCACAUCCAUUAUGAGCUAGAAUAUACAGAGGGCAUCAGUCAACAGAUGAGGAUCCCGGAGAGGCUCAAAAUUGGCCCCAGUUCAUCACAUGAACCUCAUGAUUCCUUUCUGGCAGCAUCACAUAGUACCAUGAUGCAUGUGCCAGAGAGAAUUGUGGUUGCAGGAGAUAGCAAUGAUGCUUGCUUUGGCAGACCUAGAAAUCUGGACCUGAUUCAGUCCACGCCAAUAGAGACUGUUGAACUAAAGACUCCACCACGAGUUCUUACACUAAACGAUCAACUUCUAGGCUUCCUAGAGCCAGAGCCAGCAGCCAACUCCACUGCCCAGCCAAGAGAAGAGAUGCGAUCAAACAUGAGGUCACGGCGGGAGCGCUGUAGGAGCGAGAACUCUACGAUGCGCCGCAAUGGGCAAAUGAACAACCAUGAUAUUGCAAGUCCAUCUCCAUCCCACGUUUCUCUCCGUGCCUGUCCUCCUCUCAUCAGCCCAGAGGACUCUGAGAACCUCAGCAGUGCUAGUGGUGUUUUCACCUACAUUAAGAACACGACUCGGAGAGCCUACCAACAGGUCGUGGAGAUGCUGGAUGAAAGUCACCAUAGUCGGACAGCUCUUUUGACUCUUGAUGCUAGCUUGGAGAACACCUCUGAUGAUGCUGUCUUAACAGAUGCUGCAUCAUUGCGACGACAGAUCAUCAAGCUGAACCGAAGACUGCAGCUAUUGGAGCACGAGAAUAAAGAGCGAGCGAAGCGUGAAAUGAUCGUGUACUCCCUCACUGCUGCUCUCUGGGUGGUCAACUCUUGGAUCUGGCUACGCCGCUAGAAACAAGGAACGUUUCAAAAGAACAAAAGAAAAUACAAUUCAGUUACCAUGUACAGUGUAUUAGGUAUUUUGCACUUACAGGCAGUUAGUGAGGGUCAAAUCAAUACAAAAUAUGUGAAGUUACAAAUUUUGAGUUGCACUCUCAAUUACAAAAGAUCUAAUUGUGCUUGGAGAAAUGCAUUGUAUGUAGUCAUUUUUCAGUUAUUGUUUUUACAUUUCCAAUUAUUAUGCUGUUCUUGUAAAUAUUCUUACAUAUAGAGAUACAAUAGUUUGAUGGUCCUGUGCAGUGUGAUAUAAAGAUGUAAAUGCUCUUAAUAUUCCAUUUUACAUUCCAUAGUUGUGAAAACAUGAAAGUUUGCACUUAUUUUUCAGUUAAAAUACUUUGUGCCAUUAUUUAUGGAUGAACAUAUUUUUGGGGGAUCCCCAAAGAAAUAAAGAGUAA